AGAAGCUCGAGGGCAAGCAAAAGGUUGCUGUCACCGUCCCUUGGUUUGACUCCUAAGAAGAGAGUAAUAAAGUUGACGAUGUCCACAAUCCUAAAAUUGGCCAUGAUGCCGUCCCCUCCAGAUCGUUGUGAUACCGCUAUUGCUACCCUCUUCUCUUCCCUUGCUUCCUGCCCUAGACCUUGUCCUAUAGUUGGUGCCUCCUACAUCAUUGCUGACCCCUUUUCCUCCCUCCCCUCAGGCAUUGCCCCUCCUCCUCAUCGAUGGUGCCACUCUCUCCUGCCUUGACCCUACCCUUCCUUCACUUCUACCCUGAACCCCAAUGCGGCGCCAACCAUUUUAAAACCCCUGCAGGUGGAGACUCUAGCGGCAUUGCAGUGCAACUCCGCCAAUGGGGGUCAAACCGCCCCUAAUCGUAGGGUUUGUCCGCUCCAAAUUAUAUUAUUAUAGCCUUCUCAUUCUCAUUAUUUAAAAUAUCAAGCAGGGCAUGUUAUGGCCAUCACACCAAUCCUCUAAUGCCAUGUUGGCAUGAAAGGCAGAUUGUUUUCCCAAGUUAGUAACAAAUUUGUCAGUUUAAUAAAUAAUUAUAAUUUAUAUAAAGGGUCGACAUUAAUUUAAUUAAAGUUCAAGACCGCGCGAGGACGGAGACCUUCCUUCCCCUCUCCGAGCCUCUUCCCCCACCCCAACCAACCCUAUCUCCCGAGUCGUAAAUUUCGUACCACCCGGUUUUAGUAAAAGAGGUUUUUUUAUAGCUAAAAUCUGGAAAAAAAAUUCGACAUUUUUUUGUCCUCCUCUCCUCGCUUCCCGUGACAUUCUCACGAAAUCCCCUCUCCAGUGAUGAUUUCCGGCGCCGAUUUCUUUGCUUUCUGAUCAAAUUCGUGGAGGGGUGGUUCGAUUUCCUGCGGUCGUUAAGUUGGAUAUCGGUUUUUCUCUGUUUCGCCUUUUGUCUUGUCGCUCUCGUCCGAGUCGCUCUUCCUGUAGCUCUCCGCUGGAUUUGAGUCCAUUUGGGGUUUUCGAUGGGUCGUGUCGGAUUGGAUGGGCAUAAGGAAUUAGGGUUUUUAGCAGCCGAAAGGGAGUUUUUCUAAUUGUUUUUGGUAAUUGACUCUGUGGCGAAUGUGAUCUGUUCUCAUCUGUUUUUCUCUCUCCGAAAAAAAACUCCUUUUGCAACUGAUCUUCCUCAUUUAUGAUUUUCCCAUCAUUCUUUAGCUCCUAUCGUUUGAUAAUUCUUCACAAUGAAGCUCCUGGUGCAUGUUAUUGAAGCCCGUAACCUCCAGGCGUUGGGUCUCAAUGGCCUGAGUGAUGCCUAUGUAAAAUUACAGAUCGGAAAACAACGGGCAAAAACUAAGGUGGUCAAGAAGAACUUGAACCCUGUAUGGAAUGAGGAGUUCAGCUUCCUAGUCGGGGACCCCAGCGAGGAGCUCACGGUCUAUGUUUUGGAUGAAGACAAGAUCUUCAGUGAUGAUUUCCUGGGACAGGUCAAGGUGCCAUUGUUGAAGGUCUUGGAUACAGAUGAUCUUUCACUUGGGACGCAAUGGUAUCAGCUGCAGCCCAAGAACAAGAAGUCUAAGAGCAAGGACUAUGGAGAUAUUCGUCUCACUGUAACUUUGUCUCAGAAAAACACUGAUGAAAUACCCAUAGUCACUCAUUCAUUUUUUGUUGAUCAUUCAUCAAACUCUGAUAAAUCAUUCGAAUUAACAAGAGGACCAACCCCACUAUGUUCUAACAGAAUCUUGGAAAGAUAUGCUGUACCAGUGAUUGACAAAACGGAACCUGUCAAGGGAGACAAGUUGAAUGCACCGACAUUUGUUGAUCGUCUGUUUCAUAUUUUUGCCGGGAAAAAUGCAGAGGCUGCAUUGCCUUCUAGCAGGAAUCUUGACUGCCCAGAAGACCUACAAGAAGCAUUUGCAAGCCCUGAGACUUCUGAAAGACAAACUAAUGAUACAUGCUCUAAUAUCACAUUUGAUGAACUACUGAAAACAAUUGAAUCAAAGGAUCAAGGAAGCGAAAUGCCUGGAAAUCUACGAGGAGGAGUACUUCUUGACCAAUCUUAUGUUGUUGCACCUCGUGAUCUGAACUCUCUUCUCUUGUCACCAAGUUCAAAUUUCUUGCAAUCACUUGCUGAGCUUCAAGGAACUACAAGUCUGCAAACUGAACCUUGGAGACUUGAAAAUGGUGGAGAGAGCUUGAAAAGAGUGAUUACCUACACAAAAGCUGCGACCAAAUUAGUAAAAGCUGUGAAAGCCACAGAGGAGCAGACUUAUCUGAAGGCUGAUGGAAAAAAUUAUGCUGUUUUAACAAAUGUGAGUACUCCUGAUGUUCCUUUCGGUAAUUGUUUCCGGACAGAGGUUCUUUUCUGCAUAAUGCCUGGGCCUGAUUUGCCAUCUGAAGACCAAUCUUCACGUCUGCUAAUUUCCUGGCGCAUGAAUUUCCUCCAGAGUACUAUAAUGAAAGGUAUGAUCGAAAAUGGAGCAAAGCAAGGCUUAAAGGAUAGCUUUGCCCAGUUUGCUGAUUUGCUUUCGCAGAAUAUAAAACCACUUGAUCAAGAAGACACUGGGCACAACAAAGACCAGAUCUUAGCUUCUUUGCAAAAUGAGCAGGAGUCAGACUGGAAGCUGGCAUUUAGAUUCUUUGGAAAUUUUACUGUUAUAUCAUCAGUUUUUGUGGCCUUCUAUGUUCUUGUACACAUCUUGCUUGCAAGCCCUAGUAUAGUUCAGGGGCUCGAGUUUCGUGGCCUAGAUCUGCCUGACUCAAUUGGGGAAGUUGUGGUUUGUGGUGUUUUGGUUCUUCAAGGACAGCGUGUUCUUGAUAUGAUAGGACGCUUCUUGCAGGCCCGGAAGCGGAGAGGCAGUGAUCAUGGAGUCAAAGCACAAGGGGAUGGAUGGUUGCUAACUAUUGCCUUAAUUGAGGGCAGUAAUUUAGCAGCAGUGGAUUCAACUGGUUAUUCUGAUCCCUAUGUGGUUUUCACAUGCAAUGGUAAAACUAAAACCAGUUCAAUAAAAUUCCAAACUCUGGAGCCUCAAUGGAAUGAAAUCUUUGAAUUUGAUGCCAUGCAUGAUCCUCCAUCAAUGAUGGAUGUGGAUGUGUAUGAUUUUGAUGGGCCUUUUGACGAAGCUACAUCUCUUGGUCAUGCUGAAGUCAACUUUGUGAAAUCUAAUUUGUCAGAACUAGCAGAUUUUUGGAUUCCUCUUCAAGGGAAGUUAGCUCAGGCAUGCCAGUCUAAGUUGCACUUGAGGAUUUUUCUGAACAACACACGGGGCACUGAUAUUGUGACAGAGUAUCUAACAAAAAUGGAGAAAGAAGUUGGAAAGAAGAUAAAUUUGAGGUCUCCUCAGACAAAUUUUGCAUUUCAGAAGCUUUUCGGUCUGCCACCAGAAGAAUUUCUCAUCAAUGAUUUUACCUGUCACUUGAAGCGCAAGAUGCCCAUGCAGGGCCGCCUCUUUCUAUCUCCAAGAAUAAUUGGGUUUUAUGCAAACUUGUUUGGACACAAAACAAAGUUUUUCUUUCUUUGGGAAGAUAUUGAGGACAUCCAGGUGAUUCCUCCAACUCUGGCAUCAAUGGCUAGCCCAUCUCUUUUGAUUAUUCUCCGCAGGGGAAAAGGUAUGGAUGCAAAGCAUGGCGCAAAGACUGUUGAUCAGGAUGGGAGACUUAGGUUUCAUUUCCAGUCAUUUGUAUCAUUCAAUGUAGCCAACAGGACAAUCAUGGCAUUAUGGAAGGCUAGGUCCUUGAGCCCUGAACAAAUAGUGCAGAUGGUUGAAGAAGAAUCUGAAGCAACCCUCCAUAGUGAGGAGAGUGGAUCUUUCUUAGGGAUAGAGGAUGCCAACAUGUCAGAAGUUUUCUCAUCUACCAUUUCAAUUGAUAUGAACUCAUUGAUGGAGGUAUUUGAAGGAACUUCAUUGGAGCGAAGGGUAAUGGAGAAAGUUGGUUGUGUCAACUACUCUAUAUCAGCGUGGGAACCAGUUAAGCCUGACAUUUACCAAAGGCAAGUUCACUACAAAUUUGACAAGAGUUUAUCUCGUUAUGGAGGUGAAGUAACUAGCACGCAGCAAAAAUGUCCCUUGGCUGAUAAAAAUGGAUGGAUUAUUGAAGAAGUGAUGACACUCCAAGGGGUUCUGCUUGGUGACUACUUUAAUCUUCACUUGAGGUACCAAAUGGAGGAUCUUGCCCCUAAACUGAAGGCCUGCAAUGUUCAGGUAUCCUUGGGGAUUGCUUGGUUGAAGAGCACUAAGCAUCAGAAGAGAAUAACAAAGAACGUAAUGUCCAAUUCAUCAGCUCGACUCAAGGAGAUGUUCAGUCAAGUUGAAAAGGAAUUCAUAGGGGGAAAGUAGAAUGAUUCUUUUCACUGCUACAUGCAGCUAUUUGUGAAUAGCAGCACCACAUAAAAAAGAUAGUGUGAAUAUCAGCUUGGAUUCUGAGCAUCAAAAAACAGAUGAUCCGUAUUCAGAAGUUUGAUUAUUUUGGUUGGAACGAAGCAACUUCAAAGGUUCGGCUGCGAGCCUGAGAAUUGGUUCUGAGCUCUAGAUUUUGAUUCUUGCUCAUUCAGGCAUCAAAUAAAAGAGUACCAAGAGUUUUCAUUAUGGAUUCUUCUGGAUAUCGUAUGAUGGAUCCUCGGCGGCUUUCUCCAUUCUCCUGUCAAUUAGGGAGCUUUGGUAAGAGAGGGGCGUGCCGCGCUGGUGAAGUAUGAUGAAAUUCUUGGGGGCAUCAGGGUCUGAAGUGGUAAUGACUUGGAAACUAGCUGGCCAGUGAUAUUUCUUGCUAACAUGAGUAGCAAAAUUAUUGAAAGGAAUAUUGGUUUCAUCCUGCCUGUACACCUAUAGUCCAAUCACAAGGUAAAAACAUGAUAAAUGAUUCUUUUCUGCAAGUAAAAAGGUUUUGAUGAUCUUUUUUCUUUCCUGGUCCACAUACGAAGUAUGUAGAGGGAGGUAAAAAAAUUUGUAUUCAGAAUUUAUCUUAGAUGAACAUGUUUUUCCUAAUUUUUAACAGUGGGCACUGUUGUUAAGCCCCUAAUUUUCUUCCUGAAGGUAGGCUGAACAAAAGGAGGGUCUUCUUGAGCCUCUUAAAUGCAGAGCAAUUCUUAAUGCAUCCA
Molecule: messenger RNA, 5080 nt
Organism: Phoenix dactylifera (date palm)
Lineage: Eukaryota; Viridiplantae; Streptophyta; Magnoliopsida; Arecales; Arecaceae
Source: RefSeq, a predicted model, not a curated record